This is a messenger RNA of Xenopus laevis (African clawed frog), 1321 nucleotides long. RefSeq names its product myb-related transcription factor, partner of profilin-like. Lineage: Eukaryota; Metazoa; Chordata; Amphibia; Anura; Pipidae. Bases 353 to 1321 code for a protein of 322 amino acids. The transcript is spliced from 4 exons. The record is from RefSeq and is a predicted model, not a curated record.
GUAGGGCUUCCCCCAGGGCACGCCACGUGUCCCCCCCAACAUCGGGGACACGUGGCCGGUCCCGCACCCCAGCCAGGGGAAGUAGGGCCUCCCCCAGGGCACGGCACGUGUCCCCCCAACAUUGGGGACACGUGGUCGGUCCCGCACCCCAGCCAGGGGAAGUAGGGCCUCCCCCAGGGCACGCCACGUGUCUCCCCCAACAUCGGAGACACGUGGCAGGUCCUGCACCUCAGCCAGGGCUGGAACUACAGAGCUGACCGCCAGGAGGAGGCAAGAGGAGGAGGAAGAGACACCGACCUCACAGAGGAGGCCAGAGGAGGAGGACGAUGGAGAUGAGGGCCCCAGUGGGCGAAUGGGGCGAAGAUUUACCAGUGAAGAGAAUGCAGCACUGGUUGAUGAAGUGAUCGUGCAAUGGGAUGUGUUAUUUGGAUGUCGAUCCCAUUGCAUCAAUGCUGCCAGACGCAAAAAAAUCUGGCAGCUGGUAACGGACAAAGUUAAUGCUGUAGGCGCUGUACACAGAGAUCGUAACACUGUGUACAAGCGCUUCAGUGACCUGAAGCGUUGGAUGCGGGCGAAGUUUGCUGCCAGGAGAGCAAAGGCCCAGAAGACCGGCGGGGGCAGAUUACCAUCUUUGAGGCUCCAGCCUCAUGAACGCCGGCUUCUGGACAUUAUGGGCAGAGAGGUCUGUGAAGGUUUAGAAGGCUCACAUGACACAGACUGGAGAACACCACCGCGGACAGUGCCACAACCCCCGGACAGUGACCAGGACCAGGACCUUGAUCCUCAGCAGCCCCAGGAAGAGGGUGAGGCUGCAGAGAGCCCUAGAGCCCCACAAGCUCAAGAACAUCGAGCUCCCCGGCGUGCCCAGUCGCCAGCCGUGCUACCUGUGGUGCCCCCCAGACGUGAUGCUGCUGAAGCAGGUGCUGCAGCUCCUGCUGCUGCUGCACCAAUUGGGGGACCACCACAGGAGCAACCACAGCGACUGGGUGAGAGACGUGGGCAGUAUUUGGGGCUUAUGCAAAUUCUCAUCCAACAGCAACGCCGCCACAGUCUCUGGAUGCGAAGAUGGUUUGCUCACAUGCAUGCCGCCUUCCGUGAUGGUAUGCAGAGCAUGGAGCAAACCCUCCAAAGAAGCAUCCAGGACCUGGUGGUGGCUAUUCGAGAACUGGCCUCACCAAACCACGGGGUUCUGCUGAGGGUCCAGUCCCUGGUCCUGCUGCUGCUCCCCCUCCACCCCCUGCAUCUCCUCAGCAGCGCAGAGGAAGGGGGCGUGGAAGGGGACAAGGUCCUGGUCCGAGGGGAUAAGCGCAAACAUCCCUAG